AUGGUGCCAAACAGUCGCGUAGUUGAGAAACGAGAAACAAUUAAAUUGUCACCGAUAUUUUUGAAUCAAAAGAUCAUUAUGAAAACGAUAAAGAAAGAAUUGUUCGCAUGGGUUUGUAAAAAAUACGCAAUGAAUAGUUUCAUGGAUAGGCAUCUGUUACGAAAAAAGGCUCUCGAACUGGCAAACAUGCGUGGCUUUAACGGAUUUAAAUGCUCGGAUAAAUGGUUGACUAUGUUUCUGAAAGAGUACGGCUUCUCUACCAAUUUAAUAAGUCAGACGGGCCCGAUGUUCGCCAAUUACCGUGACUGGAUCGAUCUGAUGAGAUCGACGAUAAACAAGUACAGGCACAAGGAUCUGUUUCAUGUGGACGAGAUGACCAUGUACUCGGACAUUUUCCCUUCGGAAAUCUCGCCUAACGGAGCCGAAGAUUCAACCGAGUUGCCGAGGAAGCAGAUAACGAUUUUAAUGUGCUGUAAUUCCUCAGGAACGACGAAACUGCCGCUCUUGAUCUGCGGACCGUAUUCGUCCAAGAUAACGGUGAAGGAGCACGUUUAUUGUCAGAGUGAGGAUUACCGUAUCGGGGACGAGCUGUUCAGAAAUUGGCUGUCAGCCGUGAACGAUCGUAUGAUAAAGUGUCAUCAAAAAGUCUUGUUGUUUCUACGACAUAGCAGAGCUCGUUCAUUGAAGGAUUUCAUAGCGAGCAACAUACAGCUCGUUUACUUUCCUGAGGAUUUUCCGCCGUCUUUACGACCGUUGCGGAGAGACAUUUUUCAUUAUGUCAAGAUGGUUUUCAGACGAAGGUACGCAGAACGAUUGAAGCAGUACACUGCAAAAUGGGAUCUUCGCAGCAUUCUAACAUCUUUGAUCGAAGCAUGGGAGUCGAUACCACGGGAGCUGAUAAUUUUCAACUUUCAAAGAACGCGCUUUAGGACCGACGACUGUUUUCUCCAGAUCAACUGCGAUUUCUGGAACAGUUUGAAACUCGGUAUCUCGUUCAAAAGAUUCGUGACAUUCGAUGACGAUCUCUCAGACAGACCAACAACGUACAAAAAUAUCGGUCGGUGUCACCGUUAUAAAAUCCCGAACUGCAAGAACGUUAUAGAGAUUAACGAUGACCCUUUCAAUUGUAAAUUUGAGAAUAUAAAUCAAAAUAUUAAAGAAUCGAUGAUUCAAAAGCUAUCGAAUGAAUCUGUUCGAAAUCUUGAAACGAUGCCUACGGAUUUAAAAAAACAUACGUCUGCCACGGUAACGAGUUACGAGAAAAGUUGUAACAAUAACGCAAAGCAUAGCAGAUUGAAGGGAAAUGCAAUCAAAGCAAAUAGCGGACAGGGAAAGUCCCAAAAGAGAACCUACAGUGAUACUCAAUUUUCUACGAAUGGAUGGAACGACAAUCGAUGUACGUCCAGACAGAGAAAUAUCGUGGUAUCGAAAGAUCUGAACGUUAAUCCUUUGAUAUCGACCAGAGGAAAGACGUUGAGGGAUAGGAUAUCUAAGGAAAGAAAGUCUUUCCAAUCAAUCACGGACAAAACAUUGACUUUGUCGUCGAUUUCGAUCACGGAAGCUAAUUGUACCAAAAAGUUAACGGAUGAUAUUAAUAUGACUGAUCAUGAAAUUAUGACGAACCCUAACAAUUUGGCACAGUUUAAAUAUUUAAAUAAUAAACAUAACGACACAAAAUUCAAGUGCAUGAAUCAAGAAACAGGGCGAUCCAUCUUCGAUUUUUUGAAUAAAUUUAACCAACCAUCCACCUCUACGAACAAUUGGAAUGUUCUCUCUGAAAAAAUCGAUCAAGGUACAUCUCAACUAGAAGUAAAAGAUCCAAUCACAAAUGACGAGAGCAGCUUGUCUUCCGUUCACCGAACCAACUUACAUUUUACAAAAAAGAAACGACAAAAAUCUCCGGAAUCGACCAAUGUCGAAGAUGAUUCUCAAAUUAGCAAACAGAGAGGGAAAAAAUUGAAAACAGAUCAUAAUUGGUUUAAACAGUUUGAAACCACUUUUGUUUUUGGUUCCCCGAAUAGAAGUUUUUCUUUGGUUCAAAGUGAUGAAAAUAUUGUUGACUCGGGCAUUUUUAACAUAAGUCCGUUUAUUUCUUCAAGAGAUUAAGGAAAUAUAAAUUUUGUAAUUCGUUGUAA
Messenger RNA from Frieseomelitta varia, 2135 nucleotides. RefSeq lists its product as uncharacterized. The record is from RefSeq and is a predicted model, not a curated record. Gene Ontology annotation, molecular function: nucleic acid binding. The transcript is spliced from 4 exons. Lineage: Eukaryota; Metazoa; Arthropoda; Insecta; Hymenoptera; Apidae. The coding region runs from base 1 to 2106 and encodes 701 amino acids.